UUCUUUAACCUCAUGACAACCGUAAAAUAAAUAAUAAUAAUAAAAACCAAACCAACAACAAGAAAUAAAACUUUAGGAAUUUUAUACAACAAAUCAAGGUUGAAUUUGUAAUCGAAACCAAACUUUUGAAAACUGACAUAGUUAAAGUAAAGAAAAAACAAAUUAUUUUACAACAAAUUAAUAGACAAACAGACAAACAAUCAGACAGUCAAUAAAACGACGAAAUAUUUAGAACACCAAGCAGGGAGUUAAGCAGGCAGGCACAGCGUCAAAACAACAUUAUGUCAACAAGAAAUCAUCCACAAAUGGCACCGCCACCACCACCCAAACCCACGAAAGCUCCUUAUGCAAAUGGCAGCACUACUAAUGGCACUUUGGCGAAUGGUACUACCAUCAAUAAUGGCAAUUCAGCUUAUUUGCCAAACGAUUCAAUACACAACAGCCAGAAGCUAAACGGACGUAGUCCUUGUCACACGCCACCGCGUACAGAUCGUGAACAAGUUGUAAUGACACCCAAAGGUAAAACCGCUAAUAGUACAGUCAUUUUGAUUGAACGCAAACUGGUCGAUGAAGUGAGUGAUCGUGUUCAUGUGGCGGGUGGUGAUCAUACGGGUAUUAUUAUCAAUAAGGAUACAGUGAGUGGACAAAAAUCUCAGUCGCUACCAGCACAAUUAUCACUGGAAUUUCGUGUAUUUUUGGUGAGCGCCAAUACGGGCAAACAUUCACAGGAAUCACGUACUUUGAGAUUUUGGUUUAGAGAUUGGUUGAAGAAUGAUGAUGAACAGGCUCAUAUAGCUCAGGACUUUUUCAAGGAAUUGGUUAGUCCUAAAGAUUUUCCCAGAGAUUAUGUUGGUUUCAUCAAAAAGAUAAUGAAAUUGAUGCAAAAAGGUUACGAUGAGAUUCAAUCUUUGGAAAUUGAGCUGCGCAUUCUAGAGGAAACCGCAGAACCACCAUCCAGACCACCUCGUGAUGGUUACAUUAUUUAUUGUUAUGGUGAUUGCAAUCGUAAAUAUGAGGAGGCUUUAAUGGCCCAAAAACAAACAGUAUCCAUGGAUGAGACACAAUUUGAAUCUCCACCCUUGACACAGGAAAAAGUACUCGAAUUAAUUGAACAGGCCUAUCCAAAUCCGAUAACACCAGAAGAUUUAGCCAAAGACUAUGGUUGGGAGGAACAGGAUGUUAUUUUAGUGUUUAUGUCUUUGAAGGAAAGAGGAUUAAUUAAAUCCAUGGAAUAUAAUUCUUAUACCAGAAUACAUCAUGAAGAUAAAGAGAUUAAGGUGGUCAAACAAAUGCCCACGAUUGCCUCCAAUAAACAACCCACCAUUGCUAUUAUUACCGCUCAAUACUGCGAAAAAUUGGCAGUGGAUGCCAUGUUGGAAAAUAAGGAAACCUUUGUACGCUAUACCACAGUGGAUUCAGAUCCCAAUCUAACGAAUUCUCUGAAAAAGUCCAAUAAAAAACGACGUUUUGGUGAAUCUAACGUUUAUACUCUGGGCAAUAUUGGUGCUCAUCGUAUUGUCAGCACAAAACUGCCCUCGGUGGGUAGUACUCGUGAGGCCAUGACUGCUACUGGCAAUACCACCACACGUUUAUUGGGCACAUUCCAAAAGGUAGAUUAUGUCUUUGUAGUGGGUGUAGCCGGUGGUGUACCACAUUAUACGGAUUAUAAGAAGCAUGUACGUUUGGGUGAUGUGGUCAUAUCGUAUGUGGACAAACAGAGAGCUUUGGCUAAUGGCUCCGAAAAACCCUAUGUUUAUGUCUAUAAGAGUGGUGAAGAUGUUAAAACUUACUUCCCUGUAAACGAUUCCCUGCAACAAAUUGCCGAAGGUCUGCAUUUAAAUAUGGAAGCUAAACGCCCUUGGGAGAACUAUUUGAAAGAGGGUCUUAAUUUGUUGCAACAAAAAACCGAAAGUGAUUUCAAUCGUCCUGCCCCUAACACCGAUAAACUGUUCAUGAAUAUCGGCAAUAAUGAGGUCAUUGAAGUUUCACAUCCCAUAGGCGCCGAUUGUGUUGAUGGUCUACCUAAAUCCCGCCUUCAUUUGGGUCCCAUUGGUUCGGGUCGUGAUUUGGUGCGUAAUGAUAAUUUGCGCAUAGAAUUUGCCAAGAAAUAUGGUUUAUUGGCCACGGAUGUGGAAAUGAGUUCUGUUUUAGACAGUAUUAUUGGUAAUUGCCGGGAAAGCUUUAUAGUCAUUAAAGGUAUUUCCGAUUAUAAAGAUGGUACCACCACCCGUAAAUGGCAAAACUUUGCUUCUUUAGCCGCCGCCUCGGUAGUGAAAUCGAUUAUUUGUGGCAUGGAUGCUCCCACAAAUGUUUAAAUUAAUUAAUUUUUAAUUGCUAUUUAAUAAUCAAAAUAAGCGUUUAUGUAUAACAAGGCAUUUAGUUUUUUGGCAAAUAAAUAUAUUUAUUAGUUUUUAGUACUAAAACAAACUUAAAAGAUUUAUAAAAAUAUUUAUAUAAAAAAUUUAUAUCAACACGCCCAUUUUUUUCUGUAAUUUAAAAUAUCUAGAAAUGCAACAUAACCUAAGAUUUUUUUCCUAAACAUUACAAAUUGAUUAUUGUUAUGAAUUUGUUUCCUUUUUUUAUAAACUUUUUGUUAUUUUUUAUAUAAUUUUUUUAAUAAGCAUAUACAUAUGAAUAUUUGUCUGUUUUUUUUUUAAUGAUAAUGUAAAUAGUUUAAAUUUUAUAAAUAUUAUUAUAAUGGAAAGUUAAUUGAUUAAAAUUUUAAUUAAGGUUAAUGGUUAACAACAGUUUCAAUUAAUAUUUCUAGUAAAAAUAUAUUUCACCUGAGGUUAAGUUGAGACCAAGAUUAAAAUUUUAUUUAA
Molecule: messenger RNA, 2822 nt
Organism: Lucilia sericata (common green bottle fly)
Lineage: Eukaryota; Metazoa; Arthropoda; Insecta; Diptera; Calliphoridae
Exons: 10
Coding region: 282-2315 (677 amino acids)
Biological process (GO): nucleoside metabolic process
Molecular function (GO): catalytic activity
Source: RefSeq, a predicted model, not a curated record